AUGUUGAGAAAUAUCAACAAACCGCGUCUUUGCAACGGCACAAGGUUAGCGAUAAAAACAUUAUUGAACAAGGUGAUAGAAGCAACUAUACUGAAAGGAAAGUAUAAAGGAGAAGAAGUUUUCAUACCACGCAUCCCAAUGAUUCCGACUGAUAUACUAUUUGAAUUUAAACGACUACAGUUUUCAGUGCGGCUUGCUUUUGCUAUGGCCAUAAAUAGGUGUUUGUGGUAUUAAUCUAGAAAACCCAUGUUUUUCACAUGGUCAAUUUUAUGUUGCCUGUUCCCGUGUUGGAAAACCAUCAGAUUUGUUUGUAUAUUCACC
Diabrotica balteata is the source of this 321-nucleotide messenger RNA. The record is from the annotation of a GenBank genome assembly. Lineage: Eukaryota; Metazoa; Arthropoda; Insecta; Coleoptera; Chrysomelidae.